This is a messenger RNA of Zychaea mexicana, 5910 nucleotides long. RefSeq lists its product as uncharacterized. The record is from RefSeq and is a predicted model, not a curated record. Lineage: Eukaryota; Fungi; Mucoromycota; Mucoromycetes; Mucorales; Lichtheimiaceae. The transcript has 16 exons. The coding region runs from base 264 to 5810 and encodes 1848 amino acids.
CUUUGCCUAAAAGGUACACUUUUACUCUUUCAACUCUCAUCGCGCGUUUUUCUGGAUUCCACUGUUCUCCUUUCUUCUUUUUGUCUCAUCAAGGUUUCGACAUUGACAAAAUAGCCGGUUUUGGUUGGACUCUGGAAGUGUCGUAGCUUCACUAUAUCUGAUCUUGCGCGACGUACUUCUUACCAAACGAAAAACGAACGAGUGUGUUGUUCAUCUCCCCUUCUUCCUUCCCGCUCAGUUAACGACAACAACCCGUCAACAUUAUGAGCGGCUUAACAGCAUUCCUACAAACCGAACUUUUAUCAUUAUCCAGUGAAGCUCGAAGAAAACACCCUGAAAUAAAAGAAGCUGCCGAAAGACUUAGUGCUAUCCUACGAAGCUUUAAAGAACGUCCUGGUUACAAUAUCGCUAAUGAAUUAUCAAAGUCGGAAGAUGCAUUGCGGCCGUUUGUGCUGGCCUGUGAGACAAAACAGGUGAAAUUGGUUACUAUUGCGAUUGGGUGCAUACAGAAGCUGAUAUCAUUUCAUGCCAUACCAGAGACUUCUGUUAGGACUAUACUGCGCAAAUUGACGGAUAUCAGCGUCCAUGGCGUCGAAAUACAGUUAAAAAUACUACAAACGGCCCUUCCGUUAUUAACCAACUAUCGCAGUGUACAUGAUGAUAUCUUAGCAGAGGCAUUACUGAUUUGCUUUCGUCUUCAAGACUCCAAAAUCGUGGUUGUCAACAACACGGCUGCAGCGACGUUACGACAACUGGUGAUUUUUGUUUUCGAUAAAGUGACACGUGAAAAUGCACAGGCAGCGACGGAUGAUGAACCAAAGCAUGAGGUUCAGCUCAGCUCGGGUGAUUCCAUCUUCUUACGUCCGUGCGCCAAAGACGCCUACUAUCUGUUCCAAGAUCUAUGUCUGCUGACAAACAACGAGCCACCAGAAUUUCUUCGCCUCAACCAUCUUUCAAAAACGUUUGGUUUGGAAUUGGUGGAAAGCGUUCUGACGAAUCAUUAUACUCUAUUCCGUGAGCACAAAGAAUUGAGCUCGCUGCUGCGUGAACGCGUAUGCCCGUUUAUAAUCAAGAGUUUUUCGGAAAAACAUGAGUUUCCACAAACGAUGCGGGUGACGCGGGUUGUGUACAUACUAAUUAAGCAGUUCAGUGAAAUUUUGGUGACAGAAUGUGAGAUAUUCUUAUCCAUGUUUGUCAAAAUCCUUGAACCCGAAAAUCCACAUUGGCAGCGCGUUUUGGCAAUAGAGAUAUUUCGGGGCGUGUGCGGGGACUCGCUCUUGCUUUGUUCAAUCUAUAAAUGGUACGAUCAUCAAGGCAGCUCCACGAAUGUAUUUCGCGAUAUGAUUACUGCGUUUGGGCGAUUAGCUACAGAACGGCCACAGUUAAUAGGCGCAACCCAGGGUGGUAGAGAUAGUAUCGACCACAGUUCUGGUACCAGCAGUUAUACAUUGCAUGGUUCAAGCAGUACCACAUUCACAGCCAAUGAAGCCAACAGCCCGUGCCUAAGUGCUGCCGGAUCCACUAUGCGGAUACAAUGCAUUGACCAACUAGACAAAGCAGAUCCUCCUACUAUUCCUGAAAGAUACAUAUUCUAUCUCGCCGCGGUAUGUCUAAAUUCUAUCGCAGACGGUUUGGCUGGCUUUGCACUUCCUCGAUUUGCAACAGGCAGUGUACGAAGUCUCAGCAGCUCAACCAUCAAAUCAGUCGCCAGCGAACGCCAGCAGCAAAAACAACAACGAGGCAACACCCCGGACACAGCACAAGCGAAUGCCGAAAAUACAAAGCGAGACUUAGCGCUCAUAACAGACAUGGCCAAUGUUGCUUGGCCUGGUCUUUUAGCAGCCAUGUCAUUCUAUCUUUCGGCCAACCUUGACGAGGAGUUGUUUCAAAGCACCAUGCGAUCAUACCAAAAUUUUACCAAUGUGUGUGGUGUUUUAGACCUUGUCGUACCACGAGAUGCAUUCCUGACCAACCUGUGCAAAAACGCCAUCCCAGCAACACCCGUCUUGUCCUCGGGUUUAUUUUCCAACAAAAAUACGGGCAGUUCGACUAGCGUGGCAACCGUCUCCACAGCCGCAACCAUGGCGAUUGCCUAUUCAGAUUUACCAGUCCAGCAGCAACAACUACUCGCGAAUAUUGUGCUGAGCGACAAGAAUCUGUAUAGCUUACGUGUUUUGCUGAAUAUUGCCAUGUUUUUGGGUGGCGUACUGGGCUCAUCAUGGUAUCUUAUCCUGGAAACAUUACAACAAGCCGAUUUCCUGCUAUUUAAUCGACCAACACCAAAGGGAACAGCGCCAGGGGCAAGAGAACCUGGCCCACCUAGUGUACGCCGAACAUUAUCGGGCACGACAACCUCAGCUUCGACGAUCGCUACACAAGCCAGUGUUGCUGCUUCAAAUCAUAUUGCUAUUAUUCAUGGGUCGCUGAACCGCCUUUUCGAGAAUAGCCGAUUCCUUGAUGAUAACGCAUUCAAUGCAUUUACUAUUGCAUUGUGUCGACUUAGCUCAGAAGCAAGCGGCUUACCGUCUCAAGAAGAUGAGUCGUUACCUUCAAGCAAAUCAUCCCGAGCGAAAAUUUUCAACAAGACCUCAUUUGCAAUAGAAAAACUGCGAUACAUAUCAACACUGGAUAUGGGUCGCCUCAUCAAUCCAGAUCGAGAUUCUGGUACCUGGUACUUGAUCACGUCGCACCUGAUCGCCACUGCAAACUACCCUGGUACACCAGGCACUAUUCGUACGCAAUGCUGCGAAUCGACUGCUGACAUUGUUAUCACCGCCAUGGACUUCAGUCUAUCCGAACACAAAGAACCGGACGAAAACCUACAAAUCCGGUUGUUGACAGCAUUGAAUCAGUGUAUCAACUUUACACCACCCAAAGGAGACUCGCCCGUUUUCAACAGUGACGGUGUCAAAGCAUUCACUGAAGUCCAACGAACGGGUCUCGAAACGCUCAACAAACUGCUGCAAACAUCGGGUCAUUCGUUUACAUGCGGCUGGGGUCUCAUUUUUGAAAUGAUAAAGCAUGUGACAACGUCGUCGAGUUCAGGCCAACAUUCAGCUGACUACGAUGAUAAUGAGAGCAACGCUGAAGAUGAUUCACGGACAGAACGUACGAGUAUCGAUACGACAGCAUCUUCUUUACGAACUGCUACCAAUUACAGCACACCUGCCACAAAUACCACCGCAUCUAAUGCUAAGCAACAUCCAAGUGGUCUGAUCAAGGUCGCAUUUGCCAGUCUGCAACUCAUUUGUACCGACUUCUUAUCUCUCCUAUCGCCUGAUUGUCUACGUCAAUGCAUUGCUACCUUGGGAGCCUUCGGUAUGCAGAGUGAAGAUGUCAAUAUCAGUCUUACAGCAAUUGGAUUAUUAUGGAAUCUGUCCGACUUUAUCCAAACCAAACGACUCGGUCCAGCAAAAAAGACGGCUGAAGACGGUAUUGGUGGUCAUAAUGUCGACGACACGCCUAUUGAAAAACAUUGGCUCAAUAUCGAUCAACCUCUUAGCACGGAAAGCGAAAAUACGACAUUAAGCAUUUUGUGGAUGCUGUUGCUACUCCAGCUAUCUCACGUUUGCACGGACGGACGUCCUGAAGUACGCAAUGGAGCGAAUCAGACGCUUUUCCGAACAAUCAUGAUGAACGGCAGUGUGUUGAAUCAGCAUCUAUGGAGCGCAUGCAUUUGGGAAGUUCUGUUCCCGUUACUCGAUGCGAUCAAAAUGUCGUCAAUCCGAGCAGUACGUAUAAUGCAAGCACGGGCCAACAAGUCACCGACACCGUCGACCAAAGAUGAUCGCGAUGCAUCCGGUUUCAUGCUUCAUCAUUCACGUGACACAGCAGAUAAACAAUGGGACGAAACCAAGGUGCUUGUCCUGACCGGUCUUUCGGGCAUCUUCCGCGACUUUCUCGGUAAACUCUACGCAUUACCCAAGUUUGAGCAUGCAUGGUCACUCUUACUUGCUCACUUGGAAGAUUCCUGUCUACGGUCGAGUCAGGAGGUCUCACUGGCAAGCAUCAAGAGCUUUCAAACCAUCGUAUCCCGACAGCCUGAGGAGACGGCAGGACAACCAUCAGGACAAGCGAUCGCGUCACUCUGGCGCAGCGCAUGGCAAUCAUGGCUUGUCAUUGGUGAAAGCAUAGUUGCGGAGGAAGAGGGCAACGACAAUGACAACAAUGUAGAAAGUGGAGAGGAAGAUCAAGAAUAUAGAGGAGCAGCAGCGAGAUCGACAAGGAACAAGCAGCUGGAUCCUGAGCUUUAUUCACUGACCUUGUCACUAUCGUCCUCGAGUAUGGCGCCUAUUUCCAAUGACUUUUCGCAAGAUAUGCUGACAGCUUAUGUCAACAUGUUCACGGAUCUGUACAAGGUGAUUGCUCCGACGUUUAACCUGAGCGAUGCUGAGAAUUUGCUGAGCGUGCUCAAGAAUGUACUUGUCUACUCGACAAGCCAACAAUAUCGACCAGACAUCGACCAUCUGUCUCCACUACAAGAGGCUGCACUGAAUGUAAUACAGGUACUAGACAUGGAUAAACCAGGAAUACCCCCGCUUGUAUUACGCGACUUGUCAGAAUACAUGACCUUGGCAUUCCUGGGUCCACAAGAUGACAAUAGCAACAUUUUCAGCAGCAACAAAAACAAAUCAAACACAACAAUGUCGCCUCAACAGCGUCGUUACUCAACUGUUACAUAUAUCGCACUAAACAAGCACACCAGCAAAAUGGUUGUUGAUAUGUUCCACACGCAUGUGGACAACCUUUCUUUGUACUCGAAGGGGGUUUUUGAACGUAUCAUUGGCGCGUUCGGCCUCCCAAUGAAGCUCAAGUAUGAUUGUCCGCCGUCUUAUAAACAUGGCGAUGACAAGACGCCGUUAUGGAAACUUGCAACAACUGGACUACUUGACGUUUUACGGUUAGGAUUGGAAAAAUUACACAGUUUUGGCGAAGAGGUUCCUUUGGACCGGUUCAUUGGCGUGUGGCGAACAUUAAUUGACAUUUUCCAUGGCAGUUUAUUAUCACCAAGUACACCCCCGUCGAGCAUGACAAUUGAAGAACUAGACGUCGACGAACAUUUCGACAUAUCGGUACUUAGCGUUAUUCAGAACGAUAUAGUGAUAUAUCUCGGUGAACCGCGUGUGCCUGACGAGUUGAUUGAAAAGCUGGUUGAUAUUGUCCAUCAAAGCUCGCGACUGUACUACGUUGAUGAAAGUACCUCACAUCGACGAAAUACUGAAAGCGAAGAAGAACUUGCGACCAAAGAACUUGCCAUCGAAGAAGAAAGUGGAUCAGGAGGUGGAGGGUAUGAGCGUUCUGGCGAUAUCGUUGGCACCACGGGCACCAUUGUACCCGUCAUGAAAGAAUCGUUUGCUUAUGCAGCGCUAAAGACACUUUUCAUAUUAUGCUCUGCUGAGAAACAAAAUCAUUUGGAAGUACGGAAACGGAUUGCUCGUGCAGCGAUACCAAUUCUGCUAGAACGCUGUGAGACCAUCUUGCGAAAUUAUACUGCCGAUGAGCCACUGUUAGGUCGAUGCCCGUUUCCAAGAGUUCGGAAAGAAGAAAUGCUUUUCUUUUUGCGACAAUCGCUUGACCUUAAGCUUCAAAGUGACAUUCUAGCAUGGAAGGAAGAAGAUAAGGGCACUGCAAGACAGCUACCCUUGUCUGGUCCAAGGGGGCACUUGUUUUACUUAUAUCCAACGUUAUGUAGGAUGAUCACAUGCGAUGAUCCCACCGUAGUCAGUUUAAUACGCGACUGCUUGCAAAUUGCUGGCUCCGAGAUAGGGCUUGGCUUCUCCUCCAUGGCACAGUCUGCUGUUUCAUCCUAAAUAGUAGAUUACUAUUAGUAAUAUUAUAAUCACACACAUCACACACACAUAAAGUACCUUGUAUGUAAAAAGACCUAACAUAAAAAGCUACACGUACCUU